Gracilinanus agilis (Agile Gracile Mouse Opossum) is the source of this 3337-nucleotide messenger RNA. RefSeq names its product UBX domain protein 7 (gene UBXN7). The record is from RefSeq and is a predicted model, not a curated record. Lineage: Eukaryota; Metazoa; Chordata; Mammalia; Didelphimorphia; Didelphidae. The transcript is spliced from 11 exons. Gene Ontology annotation, molecular function: ubiquitin binding. Gene Ontology annotation, biological process: proteasome-mediated ubiquitin-dependent protein catabolic process. Gene Ontology annotation, cellular component: nucleus. Bases 1 to 1470 code for a protein of 489 amino acids.
AUGGCGGCGCACGGGGGCUCUGCGGCCUCCUCGGCGCUGAAGGGGUUAAUCCAGCAGUUCACCGCCAUCACGGGUGCAAGUGAAAGUGUGGGGAAACAUAUGCUUGAAGCCUGCAACAAUAACCUGGAGAUGGCUGUCACAAUGUUUUUGGAUGGUGGAGGAAUCGCUGAAGAACCUAGUACCAGUUCAGCUGGUGUAUCUUCUGUCCGACCACAUACAGAAGAUGAAGUACGAGCUCCAAUUCCUCAAAAGCAGGAAAUAUUGGUCGAACCUGAGCCCUUAUUUGGUGCUCCUAAAAGAAGGCGGCCUGCCCGUUCAAUAUUUGAUGGUUUUCGAGAUUUUCAGACUGAAACCAUUCGACAAGAACAAGAGUUGAGAAAUGGAGGAGCAAUAGAUAAGAAGCUCACUACCCUUGCAGAUCUCUUCCGACCACCUAUUGAUCUAAUGCAUAAAGGCAGCUUUGAAACUGCCAAAGAGUGUGGCCAGAUGCAGAACAAAUGGCUCAUGAUAAACAUCCAGAAUGUGCAGGACUUUGCUUGCCAGUGCCUCAACCGGGACGUCUGGAGCAAUGAAGCUGUGAAGAACAUUAUCCGGGAACACUUCAUUUUCUGGCAGGUAUACCAUGACAGUGAAGAAGGACAGAGAUACAUACAAUUUUACAAAUUAGGAGAUUUUCCUUAUGUCUCUAUCUUGGACCCAAGGACAGGUCAGAAGCUAGUAGAGUGGCACCAACUAGAUGUGACUUCUUUCUUGGAUCAAGUGACAGGAUUCCUGGGUGAGCAUGGUCAAUUGGAUGGACUCUCCAGCAAUCCCCCCAAAAAAUGUGGUCGUUCUGAAAGCCUUAUAGAUGCAAGUGAAGAUAGUCAGCUAGAAGCUGCUAUUAGAGCAUCUUUGCAAGAGACCCAUUUUGAUUCUACCCAAGCAAAACAGGACAACCGUUCUGAUGAAGAGUCUGAAUCUGAACUUUUUUCUGGAAGCGAGGAGUUCAUAUCAGUUUGUGGUUCUGAUGAGGAAGAGGAGGUAGAGAAUCCUGCCAAAUCUAGGAAGUCUCCCCACAAAGACUUAUUGCAUAGGAAAGAGGAGAACCGGAGGCCUCAGACUGAGCCCUCAGCUAGGACUGAGCCUGGAACUGCAACAAACCACCAAAUCCUGUCAGGAAUGGAUUCUGAAAUAUUGGAGGUGUUACCUGAGAAGUCAGAUGGACUUUCAGAGGGGCUGGAAAUGAAUGGACCAAAAGCACAGCUGAUGUUGAGGUAUCCAGAUGGAAAGAGGGAACAGAUCACUCUUCCAGAGCAAGCUAAACUUCUAGCUCUGGUGAAGCAUGUGCAGUCAAAAGGAUACCCAAAUGAACGUUUUGAACUUCUCACCAACUUCCCUCGAAGGAAGCUUUCUCACCUUGACUAUGACAUUACAUUACAAGAGGCAGGCCUCUGUCCUCAAGAGACUGUCUUUGUACAGGAAAGAAAUUAGCACUGUGGCCUGACCUCUCUCAGCUGCCCCUCAUCCCUUUACUUGGGAUAUCGCAUCCCUGAGUGUACAGUUUGGCUCCUAGGACCACAGAGCCAACCUGGGCAAAUGGCCCCUGCCCACUCUCCUCUUUGUCUGGGCUCACCUCCACAAUGUCUUUCCUUCUGUCUUCUGUCCUCCCUACCCCCUCCUCUUCCUUCCUUUUUCCUCCUAAUCUGGUGACCAAAUGAAAACCCAAGUAUACAUACAAUCUGUCCUAGUACUGGCAGCAGGAAAUGCUUGUUCCAAUUUGGGAAAGAGGGAUGCUGUCUUGCACAUCACUCUCUGGAGAUAAGAAAAAUAAUGUGACCUCCUCUGUUUUCCUAUGAUAGAGGAAGGACCAGAUUAAAAAAAAAAAAAAAAAAAGAACCACCUCCCAUCCCCAACUUACUCUUUACCCUUGGGAGAAAAAAGAAAACAAAAACGGUGUCUUCUAUUUUUUUGGUUUUUUUUUUUGGUUUUUGUUUUUUAGUUUCCUGUAAGAAAUAUCAUGUGACAAAAGACCCAGGCUUUUUGCUUAUGUGGAGAAAAGCGCUCCUUAUGAUAGUUUGUCAAAAAAAAAUUUUAAUUUCUCUUUCCCUCAUCUCUCCUGUAGAAGAAUAGAUCCAUGGUAUGUGUGCUGUUGGGAAGUUGAUUGUCAGAUAUGGGAUGAGAUAGAUUAGGGUGGCUUUCAACACUCCUGCCUUAGUCAGUUUUCUCCAUUGCCUCUUUAUUUGGAAUUAUUUUGUGGAAGCUGUUGAUGCCAACAUGCUAGGAGAGUGAAUAGUAAUUUCAGUGAUGUUCCUGAAUCCUUGAUACCCAUUUUCAAGCUAAUGGUAUCUUAAGAUUUUCCAUAAUUUCAAAAACUUCUGAGUUGGGGAAAGGAAUAUGUUUACUCUUAGGACAGUAUAGCAUUUCCUAGCCUCUUCAUUUUCUGGGUCCAACAAAGGGUUUAAGAAUGGCAGGAGUUUUUUGUUUGGGGGAGUUUUUUAGUAGUAGUUUUACAAUCAUGCAGUAAAAUGGUAUCUGUAAAUUAGAAAUUGGUCUUGCUGUUGAUCUUAUCUGUGGUGCUUCAGGGCUGCCUCAGAGAAAAGAGAAAAAAUAAGUAACUCUAAAUGGUGGGUUUCAUUAGUUAGAAAUAAUGCAAAUUCACUUUGAACCCAAGGUAAAAUAGUCUUUAAGAGACUAUACUGAAAUGAGCUGAGCUACUUUACGAUUUUGGUUCUUCUUCACCUAUUGCAACCAAAGGAUGCUUAGUGGGAUCAGAACUGAAAGCAUCUCUUACAGAGAUCACCUCUAAACUCAGUCCCUAAAGCAGCAUUUAAUUACUGGAGUGAGAAAAGCUGCUCUCAGUAGUCUUCAACAGAUGUAUUUUUUUCCUGCCACCAAAAGCCUUGUUAAGGGAGAAUUUUAUAUUCAGCUCCAAAGAAGAAGCUAUCUAUUUUGGAUGAAUGCAAGAGCAUUCAUUUAUGCAGGAGAGUAAAGUAGAGACUGGGGUGAAAAUGGCAAUAGAACUAAAACUUUGUCUAUAUAGAGAUCAUACUAUAGAAUGUUAUCCGGUUUUGUCACUGUAAUUUUAGCUGGUUCAUUUCUACACCUUAGAGGAAAAAUAAAUUGCUAAUGUUGGAAAUAAAGUACAAAGUUUAACUUGUAAUCCAAAUUCAGAUAUAUUUUCAGAGACCAUUAGGCUUCCUGUCUAUUUUAAGAGAUCUUACGUUUUAGCACCCAAAGGAUAAAGGAGGAGGAGGGGGUUAUCUUUUGUUAGUACACAAUUGUGGAAUGUGAUUUUUAAUGAUUGAUUGGUGAGGCACCCUCACUAAAGAAUGAAAUAUAUGUCUUCUAUAGGAAAUCA